AUGACGUUGUCGAAUUCGGUUUAUCUUCAAAUGAUGCAAUCGGUGAAGGAGAAAACAAUCAAGCGGGAGUUUGAAGUGAAGGAGGAGGACGUCGUCAAUGAUGAUGCAUUUAUCGGUGGCACUUACCACCUGGGUGGAAACGGUUUGAAAGAGAAGGUGUUGAAGGGUAUAUCAGAUGAAGAAGUCUACAAAUUGCAAUUCGAUUGCAUAGAUGAGGCUGGAACAUUUUACAACAUGUUAGCAAAAGUAGCCGGAUUUAGUAUUCGAAAAGAUGAUUUGAAGCGAGACAAGAAUGGAGAUAUAAUAUCACGAAAGUGGGUGUGUUCUAGAGAAGGACAGCGAGCGACAAAGUUUAUUGAAAAUGACAAGCGACAGCGUGAGCCACGAUCAUUGAGUAGAGUUGGAUGUGAAGCUGCAUUUCGUGUAGGCUUGAAUAGGAAAGAUGGAAAGUGGAUUGUAAAGGAAUUUAUAGGAGAUCAUAAUCAUAAUUUGGUCGAUGCUAUCAACACACAAUUCCUUCGGUCUCAUCGAACAAUAAGUAAUCCAGAUAAGGCACAAGUUGAUGUUUUGCGUAAAGUAGGUGUUAAAACCACACAAAUUAUGGACUAUAUGGUCAAACAAUCAGGGGGACAUGAGCACGUCGGUUUCACACAAAAAGAUAUAUACAAUCACGUUGAUGCAAUGCGUAGAAGUGAAAUUAAAGACGGUGAUGCAGAAGCGGCAUUGGCUUAUUUGUGUGGAAAGGCAGAAAUGGAUUCUUCAUUUUUUUAUAAAUUCAACAUUGAUGAAGAAAGUCGACUAGCAAAUUUGUUUUGGGCUGAUUCAACUGCUCGAAUGGAUUAUGCGUGUUUUGGAGAUGUCCUAGCAUUUGACACAACCUAUAGGACAAAUGCCUAUAAAAAGCCUCUAGUAGUGUUGGUCGGUGUUAAUCAUCACCACCAAACUGUUGUAUUUGGUUGUGCGUUAUUGAUAGAUGAAAGUGUUGGGACAUAUGAAUGGGUGUUGGAGACAUUUCUUGAGGCAAUGAUGAAUAAGAAACCCAUAUCUGUUGUAACCGAUGGGGAUAAAGCUAUGCGUAAGGCAAUUAAAAAAGUAUUGCCCGAUACGUGUCAUCGAUUGUGUUCAUGGCAUUUGCAACGAAAUGCAUUCACGAAUGUGCAUAUUAAGGACUUCUCAAGCAUAUUUGCAAGGUGCAUGUUCAUGCGUGGGAAUGAAGAAGAAUUUGAAAAGGUUUGGCAUGAAAUGGUUGCAAAUUGGGACUUAAUGAGAAUCGUUGGGUGA
Molecule: messenger RNA, 1281 nt
Organism: Vitis riparia (riverbank grape)
Lineage: Eukaryota; Viridiplantae; Streptophyta; Magnoliopsida; Vitales; Vitaceae
Product: protein FAR1-RELATED SEQUENCE 5-like
Exons: 2
Coding region: 1-1281 (426 amino acids)
Biological process (GO): regulation of DNA-templated transcription
Molecular function (GO): sequence-specific DNA binding; DNA-binding transcription factor activity
Source: RefSeq, a predicted model, not a curated record